Molecule: messenger RNA, 278 nt
Organism: Mesitornis unicolor (brown roatelo)
Lineage: Eukaryota; Metazoa; Chordata; Aves; Mesitornithiformes; Mesitornithidae
Product: ADP-ribosylation factor-like protein 15
Exons: 3
Molecular function (GO): GTP binding; GTPase activity
Source: RefSeq, a predicted model, not a curated record
GAGCUGACAAUAUCAGAAAAUACUGGAGUCGUUACUACCAAGGAUCCCAAGGAGUAAUAUUUGUAUUAGACAGUGCCUCCUCUGAAGAUGAUCUAGAAACGGCUAGGAAUGAACUGCAUUCUGCUCUCCAGCACCCACAGUUAUGUACUUUGCCAUUUUUAAUACUGGCCAAUCAUCAAGACAAGCCAGCAGCUCGCUGCAUACAGGAGAAUACAAGCUGCUGCAUUUUAAAAGAUGAGGACAUUGUUAAGAAAAAGAAAAAUUUAAAAAAAAGACAA